Messenger RNA from Chelonoidis abingdonii (Abingdon island giant tortoise), 4067 nucleotides. It is a transcript of the gene INTS5, whose product is annotated as integrator complex subunit 5. The record is from RefSeq and is a predicted model, not a curated record. Gene Ontology annotation, cellular component: integrator complex. NCBI's taxonomy places the organism in Eukaryota, Metazoa, Chordata, Testudines, Testudinidae. Gene Ontology annotation, biological process: snRNA 3'-end processing.
CGCGGAGCGAGCCUGGGUGCUGGCGCCGGGACCCCCUGGCCCGGGAUGUCAGCGCUGUGCGACCCCCCGGGGGCGGCGCCGCCAGGGCCGCCCCAGAACCCGGCCCACAGGGCCCACCCGCUGCUCAGUUCCCAGGAGCUGGCCCAGGAGAUCAAAGCCUUCCUGAGCGGUGUGGACCCUGUGCAUGGUAACAAAUUGACCAUCAAGGAACAUGCCCGCUGUGCCAUCCUGCUGCUGCGCAGCCUGCCCCCUGCGCGCAGUGCCGUGCUGGAGCAUCUGCGCAAUGUCUUCGAUGAGUAUGUCUGCACCUACCUGUUGGAGCUGGAGAGCAGUGAGGCGGGGCUGGGUGCCAGGCGGACUCAGGGGCCCAACCUGGAUGACGUUGUGCAGGAGAUCCAGAAUGUGCUGUCUGAGUUUGUCCGCAUGAACCCCAAGGCCUGGGCACCCGUGGUCUCAGCCUGGUCCAUAGACCUGAUGGGGCAGCUGAGCAGCAAGUACGCAGGGCGGCACGGUGUGCCCCAUGCCUCCAGCCUCAAUGAGCUGCUGCAGCUGUGGAUGUCGUGUAAGGCCACUCGGACGCUGAUGGACAUCUACACCCAGUGCCUGUCUUCCAUGAUCAGUACGUGCCCCGAUGCCUGUGUGGAUGCCCUGCUGGACACCUCAGUGCAGCAUUCUCCGCACUUCGACUGGGUGGUGGCUCACAUUGGCUCCUCUUUCCCCAACACCAUCAUCAGCCGUGUCCUCUCCUGCGGCCUCAAAGACUUCUGCGUCCACGGGGCAGCCCCUGUUGACCUGCUCUUCCCCACUGCUGCUGACAAGCGGGUGCCCAAGAUUGCCUCGGUGGUGGGCAUCCUGGGCCACCUGGCCUCACGCCACUCAGACAGCAUCAAGCAGGAGCUGCUGCGGAUGUUCCACGAGAGCCUGGGCCCUGUGCGUGACCAGCAGCAGAAAGCUACAGUGCCCUUCCUGCUGCAGCUGGCCGUCAUGUCGCCCAUGCUGUUGGGGACCAUCUCCUCUGAACUGGUGGACUCCCUCAAGCCGAGCGUGCUGAGCCAGCUGCACCAGCACUUCGCUGCACUGCCCCGCGAGGAUCUGGAGAACAUGGUGAGCAUAGUAGUGCAUCUCAUCUGCCAGACGUCAGCAGGGGCCUACCGUAUCCUGCAGUUCCUGGUCAACACGGCCAUGCCAGCCUCAGUCAUCACCACACCAGGGCUGGCUGUCCAUGACAGCGUGCGUGAGGCCUGUGACCGCAUCAUCCAGCUGUUGCUGCUCAACCUGCAGAAGCUGGUGUACAACCGGGGCUCGGCAAGCCUGGGAGAUGCCCCGCCCCGGGCUGUGCCCUUCCUGGAUGAGCUGAAGGGCCACGUGCGGGAGCUGUGUGUGGAGACGCUGCGGCUAGAGCGCAAGCGCUUCCUGUGGCAGCACCAGCUGCUGGGGCUCCUCUCAGUCUACUGCACCCCCAGCUGCGCCACAGAUGCCCUUUUCUACCUGCUUACGCUGGCCCGGAGCCAGGAGGAACUGGGCCUGGCCACGCAGCUCUACGCUGUGCUCAGCUCCUGCAUGAGUGACCUGCUGCCAGCCACUGUCAAGAAGUGCGUGUGCCAGAUCCACACAGGGGGGCUGUCGGAGCAGCACAUGGUGCAGCUGUUCCACAACCUGGCCCUGAUUGUGCAGUGGGAGGGAGAGGGCCCUGCCUCCAUGAGCACCCAGCUAGGGACUGUCCUCUCUCUGCACCUCAACGACCUCGGGCAGCUGCUGCUGCAUCGCAAUCCUGAAGUGGCUGAGGCUGCCUCCCUGCUGCUCUCCGUCUGUCCCUUGCCCCGGGCCAUCCGGCCGGCUCACUUGCUUGUCAUCAUCCGUUCAGCUGUGCACCAGUUCUUCCUAGUGCUGCACCGCCAGUGCCCCACGGGCAUCAGCUACAGCACCCGGCUGCUCUCCCGUCUUAGUGGGGCCUCUCCAGCUGCCAUGAAGGCCAUCCUGCAGCAGCUGGUGGAGGGAGCCCUGCACCCAGGGAAUGCUGAGCUCUUUGGAGGCCUGGCCAAGCCGCCUGCUGGGGAUGACACCAGCCUGGAAGGCACCAGGAUCUCCCUGUUGGACAUCAACCGGCGCUUCACGACUGCUGUCAAUUUCUCUGGCAGUGUGUGGUCAGUAUUUCAUGCUGGGGUGAUUGGGCGUGGGCUGAAGCCACCCCAGCCCACCCGGCAGCAGGAGCCUGAGGAGAUUGUGCACAAUGUCCAGAACUUCCUGAGCUUGCUGCUGCGCUGCUGCCGGGGUGGGCGCUACGGUGCACCUGAACCCCUGGCCCACACAGCGGCUGUCAACCCCGAGGCAGCCAAGGCAGUGGCUGUAGUGCUGGUGGAGAGCAUCUGCCCCGACGUCACCAACAGUGAGCUGGGCUGGCCGCCCGAGGAGCACACCCGCAGCACGGUGGAGCGCGACAUCCAGAUCUGCCGGCGUUUCCGUGACAACCCACUGCUCUUCCAGCUGCUGCGGCUGGUGGCAGCUGGCCCCCCAGCCCUGUGCUACUGCUCCGUGCUGUUGCGUGGCCUGCUAGCCACCCUCAUGGCCCACUGGGAGGCCUCACGUCACGGUGACACCACCAGCUCACCGUGGCACCUGCAUGCCUCCUGCGCCCUGGUGGCCUGCAUGGCCGAGGGCUCCCUGCUGCCGCCAGUGCUUGGCAACAUGCAUGAGAUCUUCCAUCAGCUGGCGCCCUUCGAGGUGCAUCUGCUGCUGCUGAGCGUCUGGGACUACAUGCGAGACAACAGCCCCCUGCCCCAGAAGUUCACCUUCCAGGCCGAUAAGGGGCUUUUCUUCCGUGACUUCUCCCGUGACUGUGAUGUUGGGAAGUAUCUCUGUGUGCUGCACAGUGUGCUGCACAAGCAUAUCGACCGCCUGGGGCUGCUGUCAGGGCGCUUCCAGACCUAGCACUGGCCCCCAUAUUAGGACAGUCCUGGACUUCUCCCACCUCCCAGAGCACAGCCACCUCUGCCAUCUCAGGACGGUCCCAGACUUAGCUCCUGCCCCACUCCUAAGACACUGCAGUGGCUGCUUGAGUGGGGGGGGAUGGGACAUUUGACUCUUUAAUUGGUGUAAAAAAAAAACCAACUGUAAUAUUCUCCUAGGGUUCGGUGAGGGGGUCACAGCACCUCCUACAUAGUCCCUGGAGCUGCAGGCAGGAGCUGGCGCAGCUGGCACUGGGGAAACUCCACCCCCUUGUCAGUUUCUCUCAGGGACUGGGAGCUUUAGUUUCUGGUUCCAAGGGGCUUGGUGGCCUAGGUUUGGGCUGCCCUGGAGUAGUGAAGGGCCCUGGGCCACCCAUAGUGAAGCACUGAGCAUGCUCAGCAGGUCCCAAGGCCCCAUCAGCUCACUGCAAGUGCUCCCAGGCUGCUGGGCUCUUGUCUCCCCACCCCCUGUGGGGGGGAUUACAGCAGGGCCACAAAGUCAUGUCUUUGCCCUGGGACCCAGCUAGAGAAACUGACAGGGGGUUGGAAGUGGGGGAUGCAGAUGUGUUGAGUAUUUCUGCUCCAGCCCACCUUCUCCCACACUCCCUGGUGCUGCUGAGCCAGGCCUGGGUGGAUUCUGUUCCUGCUCUGUUUUUAGAGCUGCUAUGGAUAAGGGGGUCUCAACAGAGGGUAGACACUUAAGGGUCAAAACCAGCCUCCACCUCCAUCUACCACUGUUGGAUGGGCUCUGCUGUGGAUAGCAGGGGCUGUGUGUUGGGGCAGCCUGGCUCAAUCAUCCUCCAAGAACCAUUUCUCUAUUGUCAUGGCCGCCAACCACAUCCUGCUUUGGGGUCAAUGGAACAGGAAUUGUCUGAAGACUCCAGCUCUUCAGGGGGACAAAGGGGUGCCACAUCCCACACAGCUCAAUCUGCUGUCACCUUUGCCAAUUCCUUCUCCUUUUCAAAAUAAAGACUGAGAAGGGACUGUUGCCCCUGCAGUUGGUGUUGGGGGGCGGGAGGGUAAGGCCCCAGGACCUGCAGCUUAGGGGUUGAGGAAGUUAUAGCAGAGGAGUGGAUGCAUGUUGAGGGCCCCUGUGUUUGAGAGAGGCGUGCACAUGGACUG